Polypterus senegalus (gray bichir) is the source of this 4935-nucleotide messenger RNA. Its product is annotated as protein diaphanous homolog 1-like. The record is from RefSeq and is a predicted model, not a curated record. Gene Ontology annotation, molecular function: small GTPase binding; microtubule binding; actin binding. Gene Ontology annotation, cellular component: cytoplasm; actin filament. NCBI's taxonomy places the organism in Eukaryota, Metazoa, Chordata, Cladistia, Polypteriformes, Polypteridae. Gene Ontology annotation, biological process: actin cytoskeleton organization; actin filament polymerization.
GUCCCAGCAGGAAGCAGAGCGGCAGUGCGAGUGAGAGACGAGGGGAUUAUUAGAGCUUGCAAGAUGUCUCAGAAAUGGAAAAGGCGACAGGAGGGCUAGUAAAGUAAAUUUGGAGGCGAAACGACAACUGUGUGGAUGUACAAUACGAAUAACGCAGACUCUAACUUGUGGAUUACAGAUACACAAAGAGACAAAAAAGUGUCUCUCCGAAUGCAGCAAAAGUUGAGAGACGCGAAAACUCGUCUGAUCGAAAAACAUCUGAGGAAAAAGUGACACUAAGAAUAAAGUACCACUUAGUUUCGAAACCUGGAUUUGCAUUUUUGGCCUUCAUUAUUUUUAAAUUUCCCUCCCUUUUCGGUGAAGGCGGAGGAGGAAGGGGCUCUGAGUUUUGUGUUGCCCCACAGCCUGAUCUCAGGCCUCUUCGUUACGGCAGUGGAGUUUUUGUCGGAGAGGGAAAGCAGGUCAAGGGGGUGUAUGUAAAUGCCAUACACCUGGAUGGACUUUUAAAGGAGACGCGGCUCCGAACAAGUUCAGUUUAUUAGUCGUUUUUUAUAUGUGCUGACCCAACCCAAAAUAAAAGUGAUCAAAAUGGAUUCGCAAUACGGAACUUCAGCCUCAGCCGGAGUGCCAACGUCUAAAAGCACCAAGGACAAGAAGUCGAAGAAGGCUUUGGAGGACGGGGAUGGAAAGAAGAAGUUUACAUUGAAGCGCCUUUUUCCAGAUGAGCUUGAACGAUUUACAAGUAUGAGGAUGAAGAAGGAAAAGGAGAAGCCAUAUCCAACUCAUCGUCAUUCAUCUGCUGCGCAGUACGAGAUUGGUGGUCAGUCCAGCUCUCUUCAUGACCUACCUGAUGCCGCAGUACUUGAGCUUUUUGAACAGAUGUUGGUUGAUAUGAAUCUUAAUCCAGAAAGGCAGCAGCCUUUGCGAGAAAAGGACAUAGCUAUUAAGAGAGAAAUGGUUUCACAGUAUUUGCAUACUUCUAAAGCUGGCCAAAGCCAAAAAGAAAGUUCAAAAUCAGCAAUGAUGUACAUUCAGGAUCUGAAAAGUGGUCUUAGAGACAGCCAUCUUCUGAAUGUCCUUGAAAGUCUCAGAGUUUCCCUCAGUAACAAUCCUGUCAGCUGGGUGCAAAAUUUUGGAGCAGAAGGCCUUGUACUGCUUCUGGACAUUUUGAAGAAACUCCAAGAUGAAAAGGAUGAAAUGUCUAGUGGGACUGAUGUCAAGUGCCAGCAUGAAAUUAUCAGGUGUCUAAAAGCCUUCAUGAAUAACAGGUAUGGUAUUAAAGCCAUGCUGGAAUCAGAAGAUGGAAUUCAGCUUCUUGUACGUGCCAUCAAUCCUACAGUACCUCACAUGAUGGUGGAUGCUGUAAAACUAGUAUCUGCAAUAUGCAUUUUGGAUGAUCCAGAAAAUAUUCAUGAACGUGUUUUGGAAGCAAUAACAGAACAGGCUGACAUUGAAGAAAUUGAAAGGUUCCAACCAUUGCUAUCUGGAAUGAAGCUGCCGUCUUUUUCACUAAAGGCAAGCUGCAUGCAACUGAUAAAUGCAUUAAUAAGUCGAGGUGAAGAACUGGACUUCAGGAUUCAUAUCCGUAGUGAACUUAUGCGUCUUGGACUUAAAGACAUAUUGAAGGAUGUUCGUGCUGUUGAGAAUGAUGAGCUAAGAGUUCAGUUAAAUGUUUUUGAUGAGCUUGCAGAAGAUGAUUCUGAAGAACUAAGGGGUCGGCUAGAUGAUGUCAAAACUGAAAUGGAUGAUGCCACUGAGAUUUUCCAGAUUCUUCAAAAUACAGUAAAGGAUUCAAAAGCAGAAGGGCUUUUUCUGUCCAUUUUACAACACCUUCUUCUCGUACGUAAUGACUACUUUGCCAGACCUCAGUACUACAGGCUUGUAGAUGAAUGUAUUUCCCAGAUUGUCCUCCAUCGUAAUGGCACAGAUCCUGACUUCAAAUGCAAAAGAUUUUUACUAGAUGUUGAUGGAUUAAUAGAUAAUAUGAUUGACAAAACCAAAGUACAGACAAGCGAAGCUAAAGCUAUUGACCUGGAAAAAAAGCUUGAUGCAGAGCUGACAGCACGACAUGAGCUUCAGGUGGAGCUGAAGAAAAAGGAGAGUGAUUUUGAGCAUAAAGAGAAAGAACUGACUUCUUCAAAUGAAAACUUUAUUUCACAAUUAAAUACCACAGAAGCAGAACUCACAAAGCUGCAGGCUGAGAACAAGAAGCUUAUAGAAGAGGUGGACGUACUUUCUAAACAACUGCAGGAUGAGAAAAACAAGGUUGCCUCUCAACCUCAUCAACCUAAGACCAGUCCUCCUCCUCCUCCUCCUCCUCCACCACCACCACUCCCUGGACAAGUUGGAAUUCCAAGCUUCCCACCAAUUGCAGUUCCUGCUAAUGCCCCCCCUUCAACUCUGCCGUGCCCUCCACCACCACCACCCCCACCACCUCUUCCUGGUAUGAGUGGCCAUCCUCCGCCUCCACCACCACCACCACCACCCCUACCUGGAAGUGGUAGUGGAUUUCCUCCACCACCCCCACCACCACCACCACCUCCUCUACCUGGCGGUCCUGGAAUGCCACCCCCUCCACCACCUUUACCUGGUAAUUUUGGAAUACCACCCCCUCCACCUUUAUUUGGUUUAGGUUUACCCCCACCUCCGCCACUUCCUGGAGGACCAGGAAUUCCACCCCCCCCACCUGGUGUUCCUGGAAUACCACCACCACCCCCUGGUGUAUGGGGUUUCUCUGUUCCCACGCUUCCAUUUGGACUUGUACCCAAAAAGAAUUAUAAACCUGAAAUACAGCUGAAAAGGGCCAACUGGACAAAGUUUGGCCCUGAGGAUCUGUCUGAGAAAAGUUUUUGGACAAAUGUGAAGGAAGAUAAAUUCGAAAGCAAUGAACUAUUUGCUAAACUUACCCUGGCUUUCUCCUCUCAGAUCAAGAGUUCCAAAGCCAAGAAGGACCAGGAUGUUCCCGAUGACAAGAAAACAACUCAGAAGAAAAAAGUGAAAGAGCUGAAAGUGCUCGAUUCAAAGAGUGCACAGAACCUCUCUAUUUUCCUGGGGUCUUUCCGAUUACCUUACAAAGAAAUAAAGAAUGUUAUCCUUGAAGUAAAUGAAAGUGUUCUCACAGAGUCAAUGCUACAGAAUUUGGUAAAGCAGCUUCCCGAAGAUUCUCAGUUGAGUGUUUUGGGUGAAUUAAAAGAUGAAUAUGAUGACUUGGCUGAACCUGAGCAGUUUGGAGUUGUGAUCAGCACUGUUUCUAAACUGCGUCCACGUCUGAACUCCAUCCUCUUCAAGUUGCAGUUUGAUGAGCAAGUGAAUAACGUGAAGCCAGACAUUGUUUCUGUGACAGCUGCAUGUGAAGAACUCCGCAACAGCAACAACUUCUCCAAAUUAUUAGAACUAAUCCUGCUGGUUGGAAACUACAUGAACUCUGGAUCGAGAAAUGGUGCUGCCUUUGGCUUCAGUAUCAGCUACCUCUGCAAACUAAGAGAUACAAAGUCCUCUGACCAGAAGAUGACUCUUCUGCACUUUUUGGCUGAGAUUUGUAUGGAGCAGUACCCGGAAGUGAUGCACUUCAUUGAUGAAAUGAUCCAUGUAGAAAAAGCCAGCCGAGUUUCUGCUGAAACACUGCAGAAGAACCUUGAGCAGAUGUCUAAACAAAUUACAGGGCUAGAGAAGGAACUUGAAGCAUUCCCCCCUCCAUCUGACGACAAAGACAAAUUUGUGGAGAAAAUGACAAGCUUUGCCAAGAUUGCAAGAGAACAGUAUGAUAAGCUGGCUCUUAUGCACACAAACAUGGAGAAGCAGUAUGAAGAUUUGGGAACAUACUUUGUCUUUGAUCCUAAAAAGAUAUCUAUAGAAGAAUUUUUUGGUGACCUGAACAAUUUCAGAAGCAUGUUUCAGCAAGCAGUUAAAGAAAAUCAGAAGAGGAAGGAGGCUGAAGAGAAGUUACGGCGGGCAAAACUGGCUAAGGAGAAAGCAGAGAAAGAGAAAGAAGAGAAAAAGAAGAACAGUCAGAUGAUUGGCAUUGGUGCAGAAGGUGAUGAAACCGGAAUUAUGGAUGGUCUCAUGGAAGCCUUGCAGUCAGGUGCUGCUUUUAGGAGAAAGAGGCCCCCAAGACAAAUGGCUCGAAGAGCUGGCAAUUCUGUGACUUCAGUGUUGGCCAAAGAGUUGUUGCAAGAUGAUGAGCCCAGUUUACCUGCGAAAAAAGAAAAGAAGGAAGAGAAGAAAAGAGUCGAGGUAGCACAAGAAUCCCUGGACGAUCUCCUGGAAGAUAUACCAGCUCGAUCAAGCUAACGGUUAAAUGUGCUGCCCUAAUAGGUCAUUUUGACAUCUCUGCCAUGAACACGCCAACACAAGGGACUUGGCUAGUGGAAAGCAGCAGACUUUUUCUUGAUGGUUAAUUGCUUCUUGGGAAUCUGCUUUUACACAUUUUGUUGUCACUGGAAUAAUCAAUAAUGAAGCUGCACUUAGGAUGUCUGCCCCCUAGUGGCAGCAUCCACAAUGAAUUAAUGUCACGACUGUUCAUUUACUUUACCAUCUAAAGACAAAAACAGAGUUUAGUAAGAAUGAGAUUGGAAUUUAAUAGGUAAUCCUCAGUGGACCUCAGCAUAUUCUUCAUUUCUGGUAACAUAGAAAUACAUUAGCACUGAGUCAAAGACAGACUUUUACUGAAUUUUUCUGUCCGACUGCCUCUGCAUUUUGUUUCAGAGUUUUUUGCAUUUGGUUUGUCACAAGAAGUGCCAAUGCAUCCAAGCACAUGCACACAUUAAAACAAGGCUCCACAGGCAAAACUACCCAUAGAAAUGUGUUAAACUUUUGUGUUUUAUUUAAAAUAAUUUAGAAUAUUUUUGCAAGAGACCUGUUGUCCAUGAUGUGUAAUUUUGGGAAAAUAGAGAUUAUUUUGUUUCCUUGUAAUUCACUGUUGGCGCAAGGCUCAGU